CAAGGAAAUAAUAGUUCAGUUGCCAGUCAAUCGCUUUGACCGCUGCAUGGUGAAGCUGCGAGCUGAGAACUGAAUGGCUUCGGCGGACGCCAACGUAAACAAAUAGCAGCACGGCUCGUUCAGAAUUGUGAACAGGUGGAUUUUUGGUCAAGUUUAGACAGACACUUUAGUGUUUUAUGUGGAUGUCUGUUCUUUUUUAAAAAAUGUGGUGCUGUGACUCAUUAUUUUGGAAUCAAACGGAUUAAAGCUUUUGAGUGACAAAAGCAGUUGCGACUUUUGGGGGAUCUCUGAAUCCUAAUCGUCGUCUGCAGUUUUUUUCUUGAGUCGUCAUGAGCAGUGACAGUGAAGUGAGUGGACCUUCUCCGUUGCCAUCCCCCAUUUUUGCCCGGUGUAGUCCCGCAAGGGGCACCGUGGCCAGGAAAUGUAGGGAGUUCUACCUGAAACGUUUGGAAAGGACUGCCAGCAUGCAAAAACGAUGGAGUAUCUGCUCGGUCCCGCAAGAAGGCAUGCAAGAAUUCGGCACGCCCCUGGAACAAAAGUGUUCAGAAGAUGAACUGUGCAGUACACCUACUAGUGAUCAACAACCUGUUGUGGUGAAUGGUGGUGAAAUGAAUGAUGGUGCAAAGACUUGCGACAGUUUCGAGGGAUACCCUUUGAGAAAGUGCCGAUCUAGUUUCGAUUUAGCAAUGGAUAGCCUGCGGAAGGAAAUAAGUUCUCUGAUUGCUCAAGACAACGAUCUCUUCCGUCAACUGCUGUCUCUCCACGAUUCCAUAGCGGAAUUGAGAGAACGCCAACGACACAGCGCUUGUUUGGACGAUGACGAUGACGAAGAGGAAGACGACAUCGAUAUCACGGAAUGCCCCGGACAUCGCAAUAGUCACAACUCUCCUAGUCUGGAGUCCCUGUCAGACCCGGGUGAGCUUCCAGAAACAUCUCCAGAAUCCACACUAUCCUCGCGUUCUAGUCUCUCUGCAAAAAGUUCCGACUUCAAACCUCGGAAGUACCAUAAUCCCUGCAGCAAUCAUCGUAAUCGUUAUCGGAAGGAUGACGUCAAACAGCGCCAGAGAAUAACGAAUAACUUUAAAGACGAUUCCAGACCUCUGAUUUUCAUCGAUAAAUCAGAGAUUUGUUUCCGAUGUCGCAAAAUGGCGCCGCCCUAUCGAAGAUCAAGUUCAAUAACUAGUUUAUAUUAUUUGCAUGAAGACAUGGAAUCAUAUGAUUCUGGUAUCCAUCUGCAAGGAUCUCACUCUGAUUCCGAUCACGAGAUAUUCGUGUGACAGAAUCUGUUAUCUUUAUUUUUUUCAGCUGUGUUUUAAUAAAAUAAAAAAAAAAUUAGAAAUUACCUCUAUGAGAAUGUAUGAGAAUAUUUGAAUAUUUUAGUCAGUGUUUGUCAUUUGCUUCACUAUGCUGAGAUUGCCAAGUGCAUUUGACGUUAUUAAGUGACGUUGUCGUUCUGAACUUCUCCAGAUUUAGUUCAGUUUGUGAAAUACUUGUCAAUAAUUUUUCUAGAUAUUAUUUGAAUUGCAGAAUCAAAUUACUACGAACUGUUUUUAA
Argiope bruennichi is the source of this 1554-nucleotide messenger RNA. RefSeq lists its product as uncharacterized. NCBI's taxonomy places the organism in Eukaryota, Metazoa, Arthropoda, Arachnida, Araneae, Araneidae. Bases 330 to 1277 code for a protein of 315 amino acids. The transcript is spliced from 2 exons. The record is from RefSeq and is a predicted model, not a curated record.